UCGACUGACUCAGGAAAUUUCAACCUUCCCUCCAGAACCACAUGUAAACAUAAUACUCAUAAACUAAGACAUGUUAAUCCUAUCAUAUGUCUAGAUUUUUCUGGUUCUUUUUUUUCCUCCAUGGCUAACAGAAGCCUUCUUUCCUCCAAAAUCCUCUUGAUCGUUUUGGUUUGCUUUUGUCCCACCUUUUCUUUAGCAGCAGACACACUCUACCAAGGUGGAGAUGCCCUCAAUUCUUCAAGUAGACUUGUCUCCAAAAAUAGGCUCUUCACCUUAGGAUUCGUAAGACUUGGCUCUACUGAGUACAAUGCUAGCUACUUGGGAAUAUGGUACCAAAAUGAUACAAGCCACCCCAUCUGGAUAGCUAAUAGAGACAAACCUAUAGCAGAUGAUUCGGGAGUUCUUGAAAUAGAUGGAGAUUCAGGAACCAUGACAGUUGCAUACUCAGGUGGGAACCUUGUUGAUUUUUACUCAACUCAAUCUCCCACCACAAAGUUAACAGCUACGUUAGAAGAUUCAGGUAAUUUUGUUCUGAAAGAUGCAAAUUCUCGCAGCGAUCAGAUUUUAUGGCAAAGCUUUGAUGAUCCUACCGACACAUUCAUGCCUGGAAUGAAGUUAGGAAUCAACCAUAAAACUGGUAAAGUCCGGUCCCUUACAUCAUGGAUGAGUGACUCAGUCCCAGCUUCGGGUGCUUUCACAUUUGAGUGGGAGCCCAAAAGACAGGAAUUAGUUAUUAAGCGACGAACUGAGAUUUAUUGGACUAGUGGACCAUUGAGGAGCAAUGGCAGCUUUGAAACUUUUCGGCCCAAUCCCGGACUCGACUAUACUUUUCUUAUUGUUUCAAACAUUGAUGAGGAAUACUUUAUGUUCACGGUGGCAAGAAACAAAUUAACUCCUCCGGAGACGGGAUUUUCAAAGUGGCUGCUGCAAUUUGGUGGGGGGCUAGAAGAGCAAAGCAAUGAACAAAUUUCUGGAGGCAACCUUUGUAAUGGAAACAACAUAGAAAUGGGAUGUGUGAAAUGGGAUUCAGAACCUACAUGCCGUAGUAGGGACAGAUAUGAGUUGAGAGCAUGUGACUUUUUGGUAGAGGGAGGUCAUGCAGUUUAUGAUAAUAAUGCUAGUCUCAGCAUUAGUGAUUGCAGGGAAAUCUGCUGGAAAGACUGUACGUGUGCAGGCAUUAAUAUUAGAGGCAGUAAUGCCAACAAUACUGGAUGCACAUUUUGGUAUGGAAACUUUACGGCAGACCUGAGUGCCAGUUCGAUUCAAUACUUUGUAAUUGUGCAAGACACACAACCAGCUGCAAUGAAAUCAGGGGAAAGGAUCUGGAUAUGGAUUGUAGUUUCUGUGGCAUUUGUUCUAUUAGUGACACUAGCAGGUAUCUUGUGGUACAGGAGAAGGCAAAGACUCAGAGAGAAGUAUCUGGAUGAAUUAAUGACAUUGGAUGCGAUGAAUGACACGCAUGAGCUCGAAAGUGAUGGAAACAAGGGACAUAAUUUGAAAGUAUAUAGUGUUGCAACAAUCAUGGCCGCGACAAAUUCUUUCUCAGCAAAGAAUAAACUUGGACAGGGUGGUUUUGGACCUGUUUACAAGGGGAAAUUGCCAGAUGGUCGAGAAGUAGCCGUAAAAAGACUAUCAAGAACUUCAAGACAAGGUCUUGUGGAAUUUAAAAAUGAACUUAUACUCAUAGCUAAUCUGCAACAUUCGAAUCUUGUCAAGCUCCUAGGCUGCUGCGUUGAAGGGGAAGAGAAAAUGUUAGUGUACGAGUACAUGCCUAAUAAAAGUUUGGAUUCAUUUAUCUUUGAUCAAUCAAGGAGAGAGCUGUUAGACUGGAAGAAACGUUUUAAAAUCAUUGAAGAGAUAGCUCAAGGUCUCCUAUACCUUCAUAAGUACUCAAGAUUAAAGAUAAUUCAUAGGGAUUUGAAGGCCAGUAACAUACUACUAAAUGAAGAUCUUAGCCCCAAAAUUUCAGACUUCGGUAUGGCAAGAAUUUUCAAGAUUAAUGAAUUGGAAGCAAACACAAACCGCAUCGUUGGAACUUAUGGCUAUAUGUCCCCUGAGUAUGCCAUGGAAGGCGUUUUCUCUGUGAAAUCUGAUGCCUACAGCUUUGGAGUUUUGGUGUUGGAAAUUGUGAGCGGUAGGAAAAAUCGUGGCCUUCUUCAAAUGGAUCCCCCUCUCAACCUUGUGGGAUAUGCAUGGGAGCUAUGGAAAGAAGGUAACCAAUUUGAGCUAGUGGAUUCAACAUUGAGGGAUUCUUGCUCUGAAGACCAAGUGUUGAGAUGCAUUCAUGUGGGCUUGCUAUGCGUAGAAGAUAAUGUGAACGAUAGGCCUACUAUGUCAGAUGUUCUAUCGAUGUUAACUAGUGAUGCACAAUUACCAUUGCUCAAACAGCCAGCAUUUUCAUGCGCAACAUAUAGUACGGACAAUCAAUCGAAUUCAAGCCAUGCAGAGGGCAAGGAAGAGGGCAAGGCAGAGGACAAGGCAGAAGGGAAUUCCAUAAAUUACGUAUCUAUGUCGACUAUGGAAGCACGAUAGAGGUAAAGAUUUUAUCAAGUGAGAGUACUGAAAUACUCACUUGUACAGAGUAGAUAAGAGAAGAUUCUUCUUGGUCUUAGCACCAGAGAAUUUUUUCGUACCAGCAAAUUCAACUUUUUUGACAUUUUUGUUUAAAGGAACUAAGCAUUUCAGCCCACUGUAUACUUCUUGAAACUAAAAACAAGGCUGGGAGGACAACGUUCUUUAUUCUUUAAUUAUUACAAAGCUACUUCAGAA
Messenger RNA from Populus nigra (black poplar), 2769 nucleotides. Its product is annotated as G-type lectin S-receptor-like serine/threonine-protein kinase CES101. Gene Ontology annotation, molecular function: ATP binding; protein serine/threonine kinase activity. The record is from RefSeq and is a predicted model, not a curated record. The coding region runs from base 121 to 2532 and encodes 803 amino acids. NCBI's taxonomy places the organism in Eukaryota, Viridiplantae, Streptophyta, Magnoliopsida, Malpighiales, Salicaceae. Gene Ontology annotation, biological process: protein phosphorylation. The transcript is spliced from 7 exons.